ACAUUUGGCGACUCGUUUAAACAAUGAAAAAUGUUUUCAUAUAAAAGGAUUCACCAUUCAACACAUCCUUUUAUUCGGCUAAUGUGAUAUCUAAAUAAUUCUCGAUUACAACGACGAUCCGGCACGUCUUCUUCUGUGAAAGUAUAAACCCUUGCUUUAAAAAAUGAGAACGCUAAUACGGAAGAUUUUCAAGAAAGCCUCCAUCCAUGGAUUUUCGUAUAUUGCACGUACAGAUAUUCAUUUGGUGGAGAGAAUUCUUUGGGGAAUUUUAUUAUUUAUUGGGACUUAUUUAUCUGUGGAUAUGUGCUGGAAUCAGUUUAAACGUUAUAAGGACAAUCCGACGGUUUUUGGUGUUGAACGUAUUAUGGGAACUCGGGAGUUUCCUUAUGUGGGUGUAACCAUGUGUUCCAAUUAUUUUGACGAAGAACAAGCUGAUGUAAUAAUUCAAAAAAAAUGGAACGUUACAACUGGUGACAAGAAACAUGAUUACUACAAGAAAUUUCUCCAAGUGUUAAUUGAAAUCGAAUAUAAUAAUUUGGAAACUCUUAAGCCCUAUGCAAACGACGAAGACCUUAGGAACGUUGAUUUUUUGAAAACCAUUUGGGAUAUCAAUUCCAGUCAGUUUACAAAUAAAACUGGAAAAAAUAAAAUUCUUGGUGGAGACUUGCAUUACAGUUUUUCAGUGGUUUAUAGACCAAAAGAGGAUACAACUUCAACGGUCUUUCAAAGUGUAAUCACUGAAGUUGGACUGUGUUUUACCACAUCAUUUUUAUACGAAUAUCAAAAUCCUCUAGGUUUUCAAAGAGAGCCUCUUACGGAUACUGAACCAAAAAUGUGCACACCAUUUGACUUAUGUAAUUUAAAAGUAACACCAAAUGUUGAUUCUGGUGAUAAAAUUGUUGCUUACAUUCACAAUAACAAAGAUGUUGUAGAGCCUGAUAUUAAAUCAGUUAUACGUCGUGAAAUCAAUACUAACGAAAUUUCUAAUGUCGAUGUUACAUUGGAAAUAAUUUCUGCAGAAGAAGAAGUUCGAAAUGUUCCGAUAAAUUAUAGAAAAUGUCGUUUUUCUAAUGAAAAUAAUUUAAAAUACUUCAAAACUUAUAGACCAAUAUUAUGUCGAAUUGAAUGUCGAAUAAAUGCUGCUCUAAAACUUUGUCAAUGUAAACCAUUUUUCUAUGUUGUUGGUCCUAAGGGACCAAUUUGUAAUAUAAAAGGAUUGCUUUGUUUAGCUAAGAAUAAUUGGAUGAAUACAAAGUGUGAUCAAUGUUUGGAAAUGUGCGCGGUACAUAAGUACACUGCACUCAAGACAACUGCUCAUGUUUUCAAUGAAGCGAAAUUUGCAAGGGCUCUUCUAAUCAACUUAAGUCUACCUAAAAUGGGUAUCAGACGUCGAGUGGUCUUCAGCUUUGAUCAACUUGUAAUUGCUUUUGGUGGAGCUGCAUCUUUAUUCCUUGGUUGUAGCUUCUUGAGUUUUGCACAAAUUUUUUAUUACAUCAUACAAUAUUUGGAAGAGAAACUUAAAAUAAUGUACCGUCGUUAUUUCAAAAAAAAUUAGCUCUCAAGCCUUAUUCUUUGUAUAAGAUGGCACACUUGUCAAUUUAUUGUAAGUACCUACUUUUUAUUUUGUUUUGAUUUUUGAACAUCCCUGUGAAUUAUCAGGAAGGAUUUGUAGAAUUAGAAAAAAAAAUUAAACAACAAAAAGUUAAUCAAGAACCCAAAGUCUAGUGGCUCAUUGAAAAUAUCCUGGUGUGUCAAAAACAGGAGAUAUACGAGCAUGAAUUGAGUGAGGAUUGUUGCUUGUUUCUAUGCGGCUACCACAACAAAAUUUUACAAAAAAGAAAAACUCCCCCAUAUAUACGUAUUCUGUUGUGUUGUAACAUCGAGUCUUCGACGACAACACAAUAGCUACAACAUUCACGUUUGUCAUCAGCGUUUGUUCAGCACAGCAUGUUUUGGUGACAAAUGGGGUGACUUUGCAUCACAGGGGUUGCUCCGGACAACCCUUUUUGCUGUGGAUAAUCGAAAAAUCUAUAUUAACUCUACAUAACAUAUACCUACAUGUGGAAUUGUGUACCUAGCAAAAAGGUUCGAUUUCCGCGAGUAGGCGCCAUUUUUAUUUACUUUGUCAACUGACAGAUGACCAUAACCGUGGGAUGGU
Molecule: messenger RNA, 2158 nt
Organism: Eupeodes corollae
Lineage: Eukaryota; Metazoa; Arthropoda; Insecta; Diptera; Syrphidae
Gene: ppk25
Product: sodium channel protein Nach
Exons: 7
Coding region: 164-1555 (463 amino acids)
Biological process (GO): sodium ion transmembrane transport
Cellular component (GO): membrane
Molecular function (GO): ligand-gated sodium channel activity
Source: RefSeq, a predicted model, not a curated record